GGCCCACUGUUUAACCCCCACACAAAACUCCACACUCCUACAGCUCACCCCUUCCAUCUUCGAUUCCAUUCGAUACCUUUCCCUUUCGAUCCAUCUUUAUAUAUAUUAUGGAUACGGAAAUCUCCUCCUAAUCAAUCCCACUCCCCCUGAUGCUUAUUCCCCUGCUCAAUUAAUUGAACUUGAAAUUGUCCGGCGACAAUGGAGGCGGCGGAGUACUCGGCGAAAUCGGAAUCCAAAAUCCUGAAUGUAGGGCUUCUGCUGGUGGCGACUCUGGUGGCGGCGAAGCUGAUCUCGGCGUUGAUAAUGCCUAGAUCCAGAAAGCGGCUGCCGCCGGUGGUGAGCGCGUGGCCGGUUCUCGGCGGUUUGAUCCGUUUCAUGAAAGGACCGGUGGUGAUGCUGCGGGAGGAGUACCCUAAGCUUGGGGGUGUGUUCACUCUGAAAUUUCUGAACAAGAGCAUCACGUUCCUGAUUGGUCCUGAGGUUUCUGCUCAUUUCUUCAAGGCUCCGGAAUCCGAUCUCAGCCAGCAGGAGGUGUACCAGUUCAAUGUGCCUACGUUUGGACCUGGUGUGGUGUUCGAUGUCGAUUACAGUAUUAGGCAGGAGCAGUUCAGAUUCUUCACCGAGGCACUCAGGGUUAAUAAGCUCAAAGGUUAUGUCGAUCAGAUGGUUACGGAAGCUGAGGAAUAUUUCUCGAAAUGGGGAGAUAGCGGCGAAGUCGACCUAAAAUACGAGCUCGAACAUCUAAUCAUCCUGACGGCAAGCCGAUGUUUGCUAGGCGAAGAAGUUCGCAACAAGCUAUUUGACGACGUCUCCGCUCUCUUCCACGACCUCGACAAUGGAAUGCUCCCGAUCAGCGUCGUAUUUCCGUAUCUCCCAAUCCCCGCCCACCGCCGCCGCGACCAAGCCCGCAAGAAACUCGCCGAGAUUUUCGAGAGAAUCAUCGCCUCCCGGAAACAAACUGGCAAGUCGCAGAACGACCUGCUCCAGUGCUUCAUCGAUUCCAAGUACAAAGACGGGCGUUCGACGACGGAAAGCGAGAUCACUGGCCUCCUAAUCGCCGCCCUCUUCGCCGGCCAGCACACGAGCUCAAUUACCUCGACGUGGACCGGUUCGUACCUCCUCUGCAACCCAAGGUACAUGUCGGCCGUUGUCGACGAGCAAAAGAACCUGCUCGGAAAGCACGGGAACAAACUCGACUACGACACUCUGUCAGAAAUGGAAGUCCUUUACCGCUGCAUAAAAGAAGCCCUUCGACUCCACCCGCCAUUGAUAAUGCUGCUCCGAAGCUCCCACAGCGACUUCUCCGUCAAGACCCGGGAAGGAAAAGAAUAUGACAUUCCGAAGGGACACAUCGUCGCGGCGUCCCCCGCCUUUGCGAACCGGCUCCCGCACAUUUACAAAGACCCAGACGUUUACGAUCCCGACAGGUUCGCCCCCGGGAGGGACGAGGACAAAGCGGCCGGCGCGUUUUCUUACAUAUCUUUCGGAGGCGGACGUCACGGCUGUCUCGGCGAACCCUUCGCGUAUCUGCAGAUUAAAGCUAUUUGGAGCCAUUUGCUGAGGAACUUCGAGAUGGAGCUGAUCUCGCCGUUCCCGGAAAUCGACUGGAACGCGAUGGUCGUCGGGGUGAAGGGGAAAGUGAUGGUUCGAUACAAGCGGCGAGUGCUUUCUGCUUAAUAACUAUGAUAAAAGGUCGUCGGAGGUACGUUUUUUUUUUUUUUUUUUUUUUAUGCAGCGUAAUCUGUUAGUUUCGGGUAGAUUGUAGUUUUCGAGUCUUGCGAUUACAGACUUUUUUGGUUUUUUGGUUUCUUGGUGUAUGCUCGUUUUGUUUUGUCGAUUCGAUUUCGAUUUCUGCUGCCGUUGUUAUCGACUUCUUGUGGUGUUUUCUUUUAUCUGAUUUUGGGUUUGUCUUUGUGUUGA
Andrographis paniculata is the source of this 1920-nucleotide messenger RNA. RefSeq names its product sterol 14-demethylase. NCBI's taxonomy places the organism in Eukaryota, Viridiplantae, Streptophyta, Magnoliopsida, Lamiales, Acanthaceae. The transcript has 3 exons. Bases 199 to 1677 code for a protein of 492 amino acids. The record is from RefSeq and is a predicted model, not a curated record. Gene Ontology annotation, molecular function: iron ion binding; heme binding; oxidoreductase activity, acting on paired donors, with incorporation or reduction of molecular oxygen.